GGUGGACCUGGACACGCCCCUGCCAUCUGAUUGUCAUCAGUGACCGUGGGCAGUGGGUGAUCCUGUGGAUGGGUGAGCCGCGCUCUCAGGUGAGCUCGCUGCUGUCUGUCUGUGACUCGACAACAACAAGCCAGCCAGACGGAGGGGGCGGUGACGUAAAGGACGUAAAGACGCAGCCGCAUUUAAACAGCGAGGCUGGAAACUUUUCCACUGGCGCGUCAGCAGCUUUCUCGGUGUCCACACCACCUCCGUCCACCCUUCCAGGCAUGUCCUUCCACGGCAGUACCGCGCGUCUCAGCGAGGCGAGGAGGGUUGCUAUUUUCGGGGGGACGCACGGGAACGAGAUGUCCGGCGUGGCGCUCGUGAACCUGUGGAUAAAGAACAGCGACGACAUCCAGAGGAGGGGAGUUGACAUCAAACCCUUCAUCGCCAACCCGAAGGCUGUGGAGAAGUGCGUCAGAUACGUGGAAACGGACCUGAACCGAGCUUUCACCCCCGAGAACCUCAGUGCCUCAGGAGGAGACGAGUUCCCUUAUGAGGUGCGGAGAGCCCAGGAGAUCAACAGGAUGUUUGGACCCAAAGGAAGCCCGGAGGCAUACGACGUCAUCUUCGACCUCCACAACACCACCUCCAACAUGGGCUGCACCCUGAUUCUGGAGAGCUCCAAAGACCAUUUCAACCUGCAGAUGAUGAACUACAUAAAGAAAGCCAUCUCUCCUGCUAGCUGUCUUGUUCUGCUGAAUGAACACCCUCUGCUGAAAUAUUCCACAUGUCGCUCGGUGGCCAAGCACGCUGUUGGCCUGGAAGUCGGUCCUCAGCCUCAAGGCGUCUUGAGAAGUAACAUCUUUGAAGCGAUGAGAGUAAUUCUGAAACAUGCGCUGGACUUCAUUGAACUGUUUAAUGAAGGCAUGGAGUUCCCUCCCUGUACGGUGGAAGUCUUCCGUGUAAACGAGAGGAUUGACUAUCCUAGAGAUGCUAAUAGGAACAUCAUUGCCAUGGUUCAUCCCAACCUGCAGGAUUGUGACUGGGAGCCACUGAACCCUGGUGACCCAAUGUUCCAAACCUUUGACGGAAAGACCAUCCCCUACCAAGGCUCCUGCACCGUCUACCCAACUUUUAUAAAUGAGGCAGCUUAUUAUGAGAAGCAACAGGCGUUUGUGACUACCAGAAGAGAAACCUUGGCUGCAAGCAGCAUCAGAAAAGCCUGAGAAGUUCUCUGUAAUUCUGCCAAAUGCAACAGAAGUUUGAUGAUGGAUUUUGCACUUUGCUCCGAUAACAAAGGACCAACUCUGUACAUAACGAAAAACCAUCUUUUACACACCAAUUUAGUUUUGUAUGCUUUUACUAUCAGAAAUUAACUAUGCAAAGAACAUUGAUGGAAACUCUUCAUAUGUUCAGUUUCAGAUAAGAGUCAUGUACCUAAAAUCUGUUUAGGUAACUAUUUACGAUGCUGUUAUUUUAAAUCAUAUAAAAGUGAGAUUUUAUAAAAUCAAAGAGCAGACCUAAUUAGCUGGGGCUUGGUAAUUAUCCUACGCACUCUUUCAGUUUUUAACCAGCACUCAGGAAGUCCAUGGGGGUUCAUAACUCUAAAUACAGUUCUGCCAUUGUCUUCUGAGAAUAUUUAUGUAACAUCUGUUGGGGUGUGUUGUGUGGCCUUUUAUACUACCUACCUGGAACUCCAGUGGUUGCAUAUGUGGUGCUGUCCUAUUGUUGCCUUAUUAGAGGUGUCAGAGAGAACUGCAGAAAAGAUUUUUCUUUAAGUGAUGUUUUGUUCUUUUUAAAAAAAAAAAAAAAAAAAAGACAUUGAUUCUUGUUUGUCAAAUGUAUUUGCUCAUUUCAACAUUGGGUCCAACUGCUUUCAUUUUAGAAACAUUGUCCUCUCUGUCUCUUGUCCCCAAGUGUAAUUACUGUAGUUUUCAAUUUCUCAUUACUCGAUUAGCAAUAUUUUUGUGAGUAGAUUAGAUCUAUUCAAUGACUGUAUUGUCCUGUAUAAAAAAUUUUGUCUUGAAA
Molecule: messenger RNA, 2010 nt
Organism: Oryzias latipes (Japanese medaka)
Lineage: Eukaryota; Metazoa; Chordata; Actinopteri; Beloniformes; Adrianichthyidae
Gene: aspa
Product: aspartoacylase
Cellular component (GO): cytosol
Molecular function (GO): hydrolase activity, acting on ester bonds; hydrolase activity, acting on carbon-nitrogen (but not peptide) bonds, in linear amides
Source: RefSeq, a predicted model, not a curated record